GCCUGCCUUGCAGUUGCUUGAUCUGCAGUCUGAUCACUGGUCUUUAUACAAUACUCUUCACUCUUACUCUCCAACACUAUUCAUAUCAACCCCUUCUCCACCCCUAAGUUCCUUCCAGAGGCAUUGAGGGUCGACAUCAUGGGGGCCCUUCUGUCUCUGCCCUUGUUGGCAAUCCCGAGCGCCAGCACGCUCAUCACCCUCGCAACCUCUUGUUGCGGUGCUGCCACUUGCUCCGCAGUAUGUAGCGCUUGUGGAAAGUUUCAGAAUAGCAUGGCGACGAGAAUCGCCUACGCUUUCAUCCUCCUCUUCAACUCCAUCGUCUCCUGGAUUAUGCUCACCCCCUGGGCGCUCAAGAAACUUCAGCACAUGACUCUGGACUACAUGGAAAUUCGAUGUGAUGGCAAGGACUGUCACGGCUGGGUUGCGGUGCAUCGGAUCAACUUCGGUCUGGGUCUGUUCCAUUUGAUCCUCGCUCUCGCACUGCUGGGGGUGCAAUCCUCCAAAGACGGCCGCGCAGUCCUGCAGAAUGGUUUCUGGGGUCCGAAGAUCAUCCUGUGGUUCGCGCUCGUGGUCACGUCAUUCUUCAUUCCGGAAUCGUUCUUUUUCGUCUAUGGACAUUACAUCGCCUUCUUCUGCGCCAUGCUGUUCCUGCUGCUCGGGCUGAUCCUCCUCGUGGACUUGGCCCACUCGUGGGCUGAACUCUGCCUGCAGAAGAUCGAAGACCAGGAUUCGCGGACUUGGCGCGGGCUGCUCAUUGGCUCGACCGUGGGCAUGUACCUGGCGUCUUUGGCCAUGACGAUCUUGAUGUAUGUCUUCUUCGCCCACAGCGGGUGCUCGAUGAACCAGGCCGCGAUCACUAUCAAUCUCGUAAUCUUCCUGAUUAUCUCGGUCAUCUCGGUACAGCCCAUGGUGCAGGAGUCCAACCCCCGCGCGGGGCUGGCCCAAGCCGCGAUGGUGACGGUCUACUGCACCUACCUGACCAUGUCAGCGGUGUCCAUGGAGCCGGAUGACAGGCACUGCAACCCCUUGAUUCGUGCGCGGGGCACGCGAACGGCCAGCAUUGUGUUGGGAGCGAUUGUCACGAUGGCCACGAUCGCGUACACGACCACCCGGGCGGCCACCCAGGGCAUCGCGCUGGGCUCCAAGGGCGGCCACAGCUACUCGCAGCUGCAGUCAGAUGACAACGAGCAUGGUCUCGUGACCCAACAGCCCAGCAGCCGACGUGAGAUGCGGGCCGAGGUGCUCCGUGCGGCGGUGGCCAGUGGGAGCUUGCCCGCCAGUGCCCUCGACGAGAGCGACGACGAGGACGAGUACGACACCAAGGAUGAUGAGAAAGGCUCCACCCAGUACAACUACUCGUUGUUCCACAUUAUCUUCUUCCUCGCGACCACCUGGGUGGCCACGUUGCUCACGCAGAACCUGGACCCGGAGGCGGCGGACGACUUUGCGCCGGUGGGCCGGACCUACUGGGCCAGUUGGGUGAAGAUCAUCAGCGCCUGGGUGUGUUACGCGAUUUACCUCUGGACCCUGAUUGCCCCGGUGGUUCUUCCCGACCGCUUCGAUACCUACUAGGGGGGAGUAGUCUAGCCCCUCAAGCCGUAUCUUCUUUUGGGUGUUGCUUAGCGAUUCGUCGUUCGUUUGCCGGUGUAUAUAGCUUGACACGAUUAUAUGAGUUACUAUGGG
This is a messenger RNA of Aspergillus saccharolyticus JOP 1030-1, 1683 nucleotides long. Its product is annotated as serine incorporator domain-containing protein. Gene Ontology annotation, cellular component: membrane. Bases 139 to 1572 code for a protein of 477 amino acids. The record is from RefSeq and is a predicted model, not a curated record. NCBI's taxonomy places the organism in Eukaryota, Fungi, Ascomycota, Eurotiomycetes, Eurotiales, Aspergillaceae. The transcript is spliced from 4 exons.